CGGGAAGCCUCUCUGGUUGCUUCUCAUAGGCGAGGAACAUUUUCACAGCUUCACGCUUUGGGAAGAAUGUUUCAGAAGUUUAAAGACUGGUUCUGGCUGGAGAAAUUCUGGCUUCCUCCGACAAUAAAGUGGUCAGAUCUUGAAGAUCAUGACGGGCUCGUCUUUGUUAAAGCUUCCCAUUUGUACAUGACGAUUCCAUAUGCCCUUCUCUUGAUGAUCGUCAGAUACUUCUUUGAAAAGUUCGUUGCCACACCUCUAGCAAAUGCAUUUGGCAUUCAAAAGGCAGUGCAUAAAAUUAAGCCAAAUGCCAUCUUAGAGAAUUUUUUCAAGCAUUCCACAAGUCAACCGUCACAUAAUGAUGUUUAUGGACUGGCAAAAAAGUGUAACUUGACAGAGCGCCAGGUUGAGAGAUGGUUUAGGAGUCGACGGAAUCAAGAAAGGCCUUGCAGGAUGAAGAAAUUCCGGGAAUCUUGCUGGCGGUUUACAUUUUACUUAAUGAUAACUGUGGCUGGAGUUGCAUUUCUUUAUGAUAAACCUUGGGCGUAUGACCUCUGGGAGGUUUGGCGUGACUAUCCCAAGCAGCCUCUGCUGCCGUCCCAGUACUGGUACUACAUUUUGGAGAUGAGUUUUUAUUGGUCACUGCUGUUUAGCCUCGGCUCUGAUAUCAAGAGAAAGGAUUUCCUUGCUCAUGUCAUCCACCACCUGGCUGCCAUUAGUCUGAUGAGCUUCUCCUGGUGUGCUAAUUACAUCCGCAGUGGGACCCUCGUGAUGCUUGUGCACGAUGUGUCUGACAUUUGGCUGGAGUCUGCUAAGAUGUUCUCCUAUGCUGGAUGGAAGCAGACCUGCAAUGCCCUCUUCCUCAUCUUCUCCGUUGUCUUCUUCAUCAGUCGAUUCAUCAUCUUCCCAUUCUGGAUUUUGUACUGCACCCUGAUUCUACCUCUGCACUACCUCGAACCCUUCUUCUCAUACAUCUUCCUCAACCUCCAGCUCAUGAUCCUGCAGGGCCUUCACCUCUACUGGGGCUACCUCAUAAUGAAGAUGCUCAAUCGAUGCAUAUUCAUGAAGAGCAUUCAGGAUGUGAGAAGUGAUAAUGAAGAAGAAGAGGAGGAGGAGGAAGAGGAAGAGGAAAAUGAGGAGGACACCAACAGCAAAGGGACAGAGUAUCUGAAGAAUGGCCUUGGGACCAACAGCCAUCUCAUUCCCAAUGGUCAGCACACCCGUUAACUUGAAGCUCUGGAACUCCAUGGCACAGUAUGCCGCCAGGACGUUGGAAGUCUGCUCUCCAGCCCACUGCUGUGAACACACAGUGGCCCGUUUUCCCUUCUUAUUUUAUUUUACUUUAUUUUGUUUUAUUUUAGAUGAAUUUCUUAUGUUGCCCAAGCUGGCCUCCAACUCAGUCAUCCUGCCUUGUGAUAAAAUGUUCAAAAGUGGAAUUCCCGUGGGUUUCAGAGCAGCUGGGCUCAGGUUGGCCAUGGAGUGCCGAGAUUUCUCCAGGCAGGUAUUUCCUCCUUACAGAAUCGGAGGCAGGGUUGACUCUCAAGAACUCGCUUUGUCUGAACUUUCUCACCUCACCUCACCCUUGUUCAGGGUGGUUUGACAAUUGCCCAGGAAACCCACUUUCUCCAGGUGUUUGGCCACAUAGCACCUCGUCUUCCAAAAGUGUGUCUGACGUGGCAAGAGGGCAGUUGCAGAACCACAGGAGAGGACAGGCUUCCGGGGCUCACGGGCCACCGUGGGGCCUAGGUGCUUCCCUCCCCAGGGCCUCUUCUCUCCACAGGGCCUCUGCUGGAUCUGCUCUACUACCUCACAGGGCUGGAGUAAGGAGCAAAAGAGACCAUAGAAGUGGGGUACCUGUGUCUCCUGCAGGUGUCGGUGGCCCUUAGUGCACUAUGAUCCCAGCUUUGACAAAAGAAAUAACCCUAGCUGAAGCUGGUGUGAAGAGUCAUUUAAAAAUGGCUCCUAGCGAAUAAGGUACGCAGAGAUAAAAAUGCCAGAAGUCUGUUUCCAUUUGGACUGAUAAUUGUGUUGCCCCCAGGAGUACUUAGAUGACCCCAGAGCCCUCCUGGCAGGGUCCUGGGGCCAAGGGAAGGGAGUGUUACUGGGAAACUGCCCUGUGCUGCCUGCCCUGAGCUUUUCCUCCAGCCUGAAGAAAUGCCAUGGGCUGUGACGGUUCCUUUGAAGCCUCUGAGGAGAGUGGGACCCAAGUGAGGUUGCUCACUGAGCCAUACCACUCUGGAAGCCACUUCCAGGGUGGCAGACAUGGAAGAUUCUUACUCUGAAGGAAUUCUUGGAAGAGUAUAAAGAGGAAGCCACAAUCUGACUGUUGAACAAUGAAGCAGCCAGCAUGCCACCAGGCACCCUCCAUAGCAAGAGUCCUGUCACACUGACUGGUCUGAGAGUUUCCGUUUUCAAUGUAAAAAUGGUGUGUUUUAAACUCUUUAGGCUAAGCAAAAACAAGCAGACCGACAGAAACUCUUCCGAAUUCUGUUCCCAUCAAAAUGUCUUGUUAAAGGAUUGUAGGAGAAACAGAAAAACAAAUCUCAAAUUAGUAUUUGUUUUUCUGAGCACACCACCA
Molecule: messenger RNA, 2575 nt
Organism: Alexandromys fortis (reed vole)
Lineage: Eukaryota; Metazoa; Chordata; Mammalia; Rodentia; Cricetidae
Gene: Cers3
Product: ceramide synthase 3
Exons: 11
Coding region: 67-1224 (385 amino acids)
Biological process (GO): ceramide biosynthetic process
Cellular component (GO): membrane
Molecular function (GO): DNA binding; sphingosine N-acyltransferase activity
Source: RefSeq, a predicted model, not a curated record